Molecule: messenger RNA, 1193 nt
Organism: Petromyzon marinus (sea lamprey)
Lineage: Eukaryota; Metazoa; Chordata; Hyperoartia; Petromyzontiformes; Petromyzontidae
Product: inactive phospholipid phosphatase 7
Molecular function (GO): sphingosine-1-phosphate phosphatase activity
Source: RefSeq, a predicted model, not a curated record
ACAGACACACACACACAGACACACAGACACACACACCGAGACACACACACAGACACAUACACACACACAGACACACAGACACACACACCGAGACACACACACAGACAGACACGGCCACGCCAUGUCCAGCUUCUCGUCCCGCCAGAGGCUGAGACAAGGACGCGGUGUCCCCGAGUUGAGACCCGAGUUCAUGUCGCUGCUAGUGCAGGCAACGGCUCGGACCAACAACAACAACAACCACCACCAGCACCACCACCAGCACCACCACCUGAACCACCUCCAGCAGCUGAACCAGCAGCAGCAGAAAGCGCCCGCACCGCGUGGGACAGAGAACCUGGCAGCUAGGAGAGAGUCCAUGAACCUGCCCGAGUCGGACUGCAUGAGGCUCAACCCCUCCCUCCGUGGUAUCGCCUUCAGGUCACUGGUGGCGGUGGACCUGAGCGCGUCCCGCGGCCUGGUCGCGUGGUGUGGCUCCAGACAAAUGCUUCGGGUGCUGGGGUUGACGGGACACGGAGCGGCCUGGAUCGGGGGGACCGCCUACUGCCUCUGGCAGAGCGACUCAGCGGCCGGGAGGGAGGUCUUGCUCAAUCUACUGCUGGCCCUGAUCUUCGACAUCGUCGUCGCCGUCACCAUCAAGGGCCUGGUGCGGCGCAAGGGCCCCUCGUACUGCGACCCGGCCGCCCCUCGCCACCCUCCGCAGCGCGGCGCGCCAUCCUCGCCCCUCUCCUCCUCCCCCUUCUCGAGCGCCGUCUCCCUCGCCUCCUCCGCCCCGCCGGCCCCCUACUCCUCCUCGUCCAUCUUCCCGGCGCUCUGCGGCGGCGGCAGGAACGCCGCCGCCGCCGCCGCCGCCGCCGCCCCGUCGGCGCCGUACCGCCUGCUCCCGCCGCUGCUCCGCCGGGCCCUGGAGGCGUCGGCCUUCUCGUUCCCCGCCAACCAGGCGACACGAGCCGCCCUCCUGGCGCUCUUCCUGCCUCGCCAUCUGGUGCUGGGCUUCCCGCUGCGCGUCCUGCUGCUGCUGUGGGCGCUGCUCGUGGGGCUGCUGCGCGUCGCGCUGGGCCACCACUACGUCACCGACGUGUUCUGCGGCUUCGCCGUCGGCUGCGCGGAGGCGCGCGUCGUCGAGGCCCUCUGGGUGUCGGCCGCCUCCUUCCAGGCGCUCGCCAGGGCCGUGGGCCUGCCGGUGUGAGUGGUGG